Messenger RNA from Hyposmocoma kahamanoa, 10561 nucleotides. RefSeq names its product zinc finger homeobox protein 3 (gene zfh2). The coding region runs from base 37 to 8895 and encodes 2952 amino acids. Gene Ontology annotation, biological process: regulation of transcription by RNA polymerase II. The transcript has 4 exons. The record is from RefSeq and is a predicted model, not a curated record. Gene Ontology annotation, molecular function: RNA polymerase II cis-regulatory region sequence-specific DNA binding; zinc ion binding; DNA-binding transcription factor activity, RNA polymerase II-specific. Gene Ontology annotation, cellular component: nucleus. NCBI's taxonomy places the organism in Eukaryota, Metazoa, Arthropoda, Insecta, Lepidoptera, Cosmopterigidae.
GAGAGCAUGUGAUGCCGGCCUUUGACGCCCGGCGCCAUGCCCACGCCGCUGCAGCCUGGCGGCCCCGCUAGCGGCCCGCCCCCGGAGCGCAAGCGGCGCCGCAAGCGCGACGAUCCACAAAACUCUGCCGCGCUCGAGCCCGACGACGACGACGACGACGGCGAGAUGAGCCCAGAGGAAGAGCCGCGCAACGCUCCCGCGGCUCCGGCUGCACCUACGCCUGCGCCGUCUUCCGCGCCCGCGCCCACCUCACCCCCUGCAGCGCCUGACGCCGUCGACCUCACUUCGCGUCGUGACUCUCCGCCACUCUCCUCAGACGUCGAGCACUUCGAUGGCAAGAUCGUCUACAACCCUGACGGUUCCGCUUACAUAAUCGAAGACCCUGAACUGUCAGAAGGCGAGACCAGCUUACCCGACCUGCACAAAAUCGAGCCCGGCUGCAUAGUUGACAGUCGCGACAGCAACGUCGUUGAAAGACAGCUCGAGUUUCCUCAGAUAGCGAGCGCAUUCUACGUAUCGAGGAAUCCCUCAUUGUACGGUGCAUUAUAUGGAAGAUUGGCAGCCGAAAGAGCGAGAGCGAGACCCGACGCACCUGUUAUGCACAGCUAUCGAGUAUUUAGUUUUCGGGGUGGGAAAGAUGCACCGAGACCACCAUCACCACCCGCUGAAUGUCCUGUUAGCGUACCUGUCAAACCCAUUCUUAUGUGUUUUAUAUGUAAAUUGAGUUUUGGUUACGCUAAAUCUUUUGUGGCACAUGCCCAAUCAGACCAUAGUUUAUCCCUGCUUGACUCAGAAAGAGACGCUUUGUCGCGAGAUAAUGCUUCUGCUAUUAUCCAGUGUGUUGGUAAAGAUAAAGAGCCACUAGUCUCUUUUCUGGAACCCGUAGGUGCCGCAGCACCACCUCGCGCAUCGGCGUCACAAAGUCCUGCUAAUAUGUCGGAAUUAUCGAGUCCGUCAGUAGAAAAACGUCCAGAGACGAUGACAUCCGACAAAGAAAACGAUUCAAUGUUACCCAACGGCACGUGUGAAGACAGAAGGCUAAGUCCACCUGCAUGGAGACCUCCACGGUCUUUGGCUGACUCCAUGAUGCCUCAACAUUCCUUGAUCUCUGUGGCGCAUCCUAAUGCUAUAAAUGCGUCAAUACAACCACGAAUAAGUCCAAAUUCUUCUCCACCUUUUCAAGCUACUCCUCCAGCGUUUCUUUCUGGAACUACGAUAGGCGUUUGUCCAGAUCACCUUGGAGGGCGACCGUCUGGUGCCGAUUGCCCGAAGUGCGAACUGAUUUUAAAUUCGGGAAGAUUAGGCGGUCCACUUGCUGGAAUGCAUAGUCGUAAUUCAUGCAAAACUCUUAAGUGUCCAAAGUGUAACUGGCAUUACAAAUAUCAAGAGACUUUAGAAAUCCACAUGAAAGAGAAGCAUCCUGAAGCUGAAACGAGUUGCAUUUAUUGUAUAGCUGGUCAACCGCAUCCUCGGCUGGCGCGAGGUGAAACUUAUACCUGUGGGUACAAACCAUAUCGAUGUGAAGUGUGCAAUUACUCUACUACAACUAAAGGCAACUUAAGUAUACAUAUGCAAUCAGAUAAGCAUUUAAACAAUAUGCAAGAACUGCAAAACGGUGGUAACCCGGGGGACAACAGCAUGCCUCCGGCGCCACAGCAUACUCCACCUGGCCCACACAAACCACCACUGCCGCAUCAUUCACCUUUAGGCCAAAAGCCAAAACCUACCUUUCGGUGCGAUGUCUGUAAUUAUGAGACUAAUGUCGCACGCAAUCUAAGAAUACACAUGACAUCUGAAAAACAUACUCACAAUAUGUUAGUUUUGCAACAAAAUGUGAAACACAUGCAAACACUCUCCGCUUUACAUCACAGACAACAAAGCCAGCAGCAACUGGAAAGUUUGUUGCACUUCCACGGAGGCGAUGCUCCUCCUUCAAAUCCAGAGGCAGCAUUAGCUGACAUGGCAUAUAAUCAAGCUCUCAUGAUCCAACUUAUGACUGGAGGACCUGGACCUUCACCACCUGAAUUGGGCGCGCACCUUGAUGUUGGAUUGAAUCCUGAGGCAAUGGAACCUCCACCAGAGCCAGCAGAUCCGGAACCGGAGAGGACAUUCCAUUGUUGUAUUUGCAAUUGCUUUUCGACGGAUUCAUUAGAAGCGCUUGGUCACCAUUUAGCUCAGGAUCGCACUAAAAUCAGAGAACAAGAAAUUCUAGCACUCGUUGCGGGCCACUACGUGUGCAAAUUGUGCACAUACAAAACAAGUUUGAAGGCUAAUUUUCAACUUCAUUGCAAAACUGAUAAGCACUUACAAAGACUACAGCACGUGAACCACGUGAAAGAAGGUGGACCAAGAAAUGAAUGGAAGUUGAAGUUCUGUGCUGGUGUGGGCACUGGUGGCGCAGGUGUCGGUGGCGUUCAAGUAAGAUGUUGUGCGUGCGAUUAUUAUACCAAUUCGGCACACAAAUUACAACUUCAUGCAGCGGGAGCUAGACAUGAAGCUUCUGCGCUUUUGCUUAGACAUCUUCGAGAUUGUGCGUCUCGAAUACCCCGUGAGCGGCCUCGUGUAUAUCGCUGCGCCCUGUGCGGCUUCGGUGCGCCACAUCGGUUGUCACUUCUACAACACGUGCGCUCAGUGAAGCAUUUGCAAAUGGAACAAAUUCAUCAACUCCAACGGCGCUCUGAAGGGAAAGAUCCCACCCCCGACGUUGCAGAACUCUUCCAAGUCAUUCCUCAGCCACAAGAACUACCCAGCCCUUUUGAGCAGCAAGAAGAUAAUAAGGAACCAAUCGAUCAAAAGCCUGAGCUGACUCAAGAACAAAAGAUGCUACGAUUUUUAGAACAGCACCAGCAACAACAGCAAGCACAGCAACAGCAACCUCUACAGCCACAGAGUUCAAAUGAAAGAGAUGAAGAACGCGAGACUCCAGGGUCUCACACAUGCGUUUACUGCAAUUUUAGCUGCGGAAGUGAAGCACGUCUACACGCGCACGUAAACUCCGUACACGGCGAUACAACGAGACAUUUCAUAUGCCCGCUUUGCCAAGAUGCGUUUAAGGACAGACCGGCCCUCGAAAGGCAUGUCAUGCAAAUACAUUCAGUCAACUCCGAAGGCCUUCAACGACUUCUGUUACUCGUCGAUCAAAGUCACUGGUUAAACGGCGGCGCACAAGCCCAAAGGGAUGAGUCACGUCAAGGAGAUGACGAACGGGAAAUUUCAUCACCUCGAUCUGAAGGCAGUGUAGACGGCGAGACAGAGCGAUGUUCUACUUGCAACCGCACUUUCCGUAACGUGGAUGAAUUAUGUCAGCAUCAGAAUGAAUCAGGUCAUCUGGAGUUGAAACAAACUCCCCAGGGACCUGGAUAUUUCUGCUGGAAAAAAGGGUGCAACAGAUACUUCGACACAGCUCAUGCGCUUCAAAAUCAUUUUAGGGAAGCGCACGCUCGCAACUCCAUCACAAACAUGUCAGUGUCGGAAAAACAUGUAUACAAAUAUCGCUGUAAUCAAUGCAGCCUCGCUUUCAAGACAGUCGAAAAAUUACAACUGCAUACACAGUAUCACGUAAUACGAGAUGCUACUAAAUGUGUCUUAUGUGGGCGAAGCUUUAGAUCUGUUCUUGCUCUACAAAAACACAUCGAAACUUCGCACUCGGAGCUCACUGAAGAAGAAAUGACAGCAUUCAAACGAAGUCUGGCAUCCAAUCCAUUAUUGCAAGCUAAUCAAGCAACAGCCUUAGAUGUUUCUACUGCAGAACUAUUGCGCAAGGAGGCUUUAAGAACUCCUGAUGACGAUUUAGCUGAACUGGAUGAUAGAGAUUCGAGCGCUACAGCCGCUGAUGAAUCAGGUCAUAACGAUGCUGAAAAUUCAGAUGAUUCAAUUAUUUACAAAGAUCAACAAUUCUUGGAAGACUAUUUGAAUUCACAGGCCAUGGCUGAAGAUUCUUACAAUGAUCCAAACAGAAAAUAUAAGUGUCACCGCUGCAAAGUAGCUUUUACUCGACAGUCUUAUUUGACUGCACAUAAUAAAACCCUUCUACACAGAAAAGGCGAAAAAUUGACUUAUCCAAUGGAAAAAUAUCUCGACCCUAACAGACCAUUCAAAUGCGACGUUUGCAAAGAGUCGUUCACGCAAAAGAAUAUCUUACUCGUUCAUUACAACAGCGUGAGCCAUUUGCACAAAUUGAAGCGAGCCAUGCAAGAACAACAAAAUAAUAACAACCCUCCCGUGUCGCCCGGAGCAGGCUCAGCGCCCUCUAAUUUAACACUCACACCUAAGAGUACAUCGAGUGAAGAGGACGAUCGUAAACGAUACAAGUGCAACAUUUGCAAAGUCGCCUACACUCAAGGAAGUACGUUAGAUAUACACAUGCGAUCAGUGCUCCAUCAAACACGAGCGAGUAAGUUACAAGAGCUAGCCGCCGCCGGCCACGUGGACUUAACCCGGCCUUUGGUAGAACAACCGGACAAAAACGACCCUGUUAAAAUUUUGCAAGACGUUUUGUCGCCGAAAAAUACAUCCCCUUCAUCUACAAGCAGUGGGGGUAUGCGGUCCUCGCCCCCCGCACGCACAGGUAGCCCGCGCUCCCCUCGCUCAGGUAAUGCCUCGUGCGAUCGGUGCCACGCGUCAUUUCCUACCGCGGAGCUGCUCGACGCGCACCGUGCGACCUCAUGCCCGUUCGGCGAUGCGCGGGCGCAUUCGCCGCUAGGUGAAGCUGAAGCAGCUGCAUUAGACGAGAUGGUCGCCAAGGGCAACCCGCCCAAACGCAACUCACAAAUGUACAAACAACUACUAGAGACCUUCGGCUUCGAUCUCGUCAUGCAGUACAAUGAAAAUCAACGGCGUAAAUUACAAGAAGAACGUGAACUUGCGCGGGCGCCAAGUCCUCCACCACCGCCGCCAGAAGAGAAGCCUCCUGAUGGUGAAACAAAAUCGACCUGUCAGCAUUGCAACAAGGAGUUUUCUAGUGUAUUCGUGUUAAAGACUCACUGUGAGGAAGUGCAUAAAGACAAAGUUCCGUUGGAGUUUUUGGAACAGUUCGCGGAGCAAUUCAAAUCGGAAUAUGAGAGAAAAUCUGGCGCGCCUAACUCCCCGCGCGCUGGUUCUCCAGCGCCACAGGGUGACAGAUCGCCAUCUCCUCGUGGUGACACCUCCAGCACCUUUAACGAGAAUGGUAGUAAUCAAGGUGAAGCUCAAGCCGGUGCGCUGCUAGCGGCUCAAGUACAGGAAAUGCAAGCGGCACUAAAUAUGCUGCAACUACAACAGCAACUGGGAAAUUUGCACCCUAUGGUGGCGCAGAUGUUAUCGUUAGGGCUGCCACUGGGACUGAAUGUCGGUGCUCUAGCAGCCAUGAACCUACAGCCACCACUAGUGCCGCUGAUGCUGCCACCGCCGCCCUUCGACGCAAUGACUCCCUUCACGCACGACGCGCAACUGAAACAACAACAGCUGUUACAGCAACAACAACAGGCCAAUGCUGCAGCUGGACAAAAGCGAGCUCGGACUCGCAUUACUGACGAGCAAUUGAAAAUUCUACGCGCGAACUUUGACAUCAAUAAUUCACCGAGCGAUGAAGCUAUUGCGAAGAUGGCGAAACAAUCCGGACUAGCCACUAAGGUAAUCAAACACUGGUUCAGAAACACGCUCUUUAAGGAACGCCAACGCAAUAAAGAUUCUCCAUACAAUUUCAACAAUCCUCCUUCGACUACUCUUAAUCUGGAGGAAUACGAGAAAACAGGUGAAGCUAAAGUCACACCUUUAGACUCUUCGGCCAGUUCUGAUGAAGGUAAACCACCCCCAGAAAAGAAAGCGAAGACAGAAGACCAUCAUCAAGACGUCAAAUCAGAACCAAACGACGAGCCUUCCAUAGAAGAAAAGUACAAUUCAUACGAUGAUAGACACCAGGAGGACAAGAGCUUUAUUUUUCCUCCAGCUCCAUUACAAAGUCCUGCUCCUAGCAUGAAUCAUUCGGAUCACCAACAGAAUAUUUCUCGGCCCCAGACUCCUACUCAUAUGUCUUUGAACUCCUUGAUACAGUCUCAACUUGACUCGAUCCCAGCUACUAGUAUACCGCAGCCACCACAUCCAUCGAUGCUGCCACCAAAAAUAAAUCCGAAUUUCACGUCCCCAAACUCCGCGCCCCCGAACGUCCUAUCUUUGACCCCAAAUCGCAGCCUCAGUCCUGGCAGGGGACCGGCCGAUUUCGGACUUUCCGGGGGCAACUCGAACGGAUCCAACAGCUCGGGGUCUUCUGGCAAACGCGCCAACAGAACUAGAUUCACUGAUUACCAAAUUAAAGUAUUGCAAGAAUUUUUUGAAAACAACGCAUAUCCAAAAGACGAUGAUUUGGAAUACCUAUCAAAACUAUUAGGACUGAGUCCUAGGGUAAUUGUCGUAUGGUUCCAAAACGCACGCCAAAAAGCUAGAAAAGUCUAUGAAAACCAACCUGCUGCUGAACCACUAGCAGGAGCGACUGAUGAUGCAAAUAGAUUUCAACGCACUCCUGGCCUUAAUUAUCAAUGCAAGAAAUGCCAAUUAGUAUUCCAGCGCUAUUACGAAUUGAUAAGACAUCAAAAAACUCAUUGUUAUAAAGAAGAAGAUGCAAAACGGUCCGCACAGGCGCAGGCAGCUGCAGCUCAAGUAGCAGCUACUUUGAGCAGCGAAGAUUCAAAUUCGAGUACAGUAGAACACCACGCACCCCAUGUGCCUGUUUCACCCGCGCCUCCUCGUACGCCAACGCCUGCAGCGGUUAACUAUCCGGUUUCACCUGCGCCACAGACUCCUCAUACCCCAGUGACGCCUUUAACACACCAACCACGUGACGAUAAAGACGGAAAUUUUCAAUGUGAUAAAUGUAACCUAGUCUUCCCUCGAUUCGACCUAUGGCGAGAGCAUCAACUCGUGCACAUAAUGAACCCAAACUUAUUUCCCACCUAUCCACCAGAUUCCCCUUUUGGAAUCUUACAGCAACAUGCUCAGCUUCAACAACUUAAUGCAACUCUUGGCAACGAUGAAGCGCGGCACCCUUUAGUCGCAGCUCUGAAUCAACAAGUUGCAAAAAGAAAAUUUGAUGAAUUUGACGAUCAAGAUACUGGCGAACAACCAAAAGACAAAAGAUUAAGGACAACUAUUUUGCCUGAGCAAUUAGAUUAUCUUUAUCAAAAAUACCAAAUUGAGUCAAAUCCUUCUAGAAAAAUGCUUGAAAAUAUUGCACGGGAAGUUGGGCUGAAGAAGCGAGUAGUACAAGUAUGGUUUCAAAACACGAGAGCGCGUGAGAGAAAAGGACAAUUUCGUGCACAUGCGCAAGUAAUCAACAAGCGUUGUCCAUUUUGUCCAGCAUUAUUCAAAGUAAAGAGCGCGCUUGAAAGUCACUUGAGUACAAAACACGCCGACCAGUGCGCGCGCGGUGAAAUAAACGUAGACGCAUUACCAGAUGAAGAAUUGAGCACAGAGUCAACCCCAAGCUUCGGCUCGCAACAAAGUGAUCGGCAGCAAAAUUUUUCGCAAGGGGGGGCCCCCAUGUUGCCCCCUAUUUUUCCGCCAUUUCACUCAGACAUGGAGAAGUUUAUCAAACAGUACAGUGAGGAGUCAAUGAAGCGGUAUGUAAGUGAGCUACAAGCGCACGCUGCUGCUCAGCAGAACGGUAACAACAAUGAAUCCACUGAGCAGCAUUCAGAAUCUGGCAAACCGGAAAUUCCUUUGGAUCUCAGCAAACCCGUUGAUCUGUCACGGCCUGGUUCUGACGCUGAUGAACGGUCAGACACUGCUUCCGAAACUAUGGAGUUUUACGAAGAAGAUGAUCCCACAUCUCCAUUGCCUGGCCAACAACAAACGCCCAGGCCGCCCGGCAAACGUUUUCGCACUCAGAUGUCUUCCUUGCAAGUCAAAAUUAUGAAGUCAUUAUUUAACGACUACAAAACGCCGACAAUGGCUGAGUGCGAGGCACUCGGGCGAGAGAUUGGAUUACCGAAACGUGUGGUACAAGUGUGGUUUCAGAAUGCGAGAGCAAAAGAGAAGAAGGCUCGCCUGGCGGCUGGUUUGUUAGAGGUGUCUGAUGCGCCACCACCAGAGGAAUGUCGCGUGUGUGACUUCAAAUACAGUCACAAGUAUUCGGUACAAGACCACGUGUUCACCCGCGGACACAUCGCAGCGGUGCGCGCGCGGCUUGAAAGCGGUGCUGGCGUUGGCGAAGAGAGUACGCUCGCGCUCAUGCAGAUGGCGGCACGCCUGGAGAGCGGCAUGGGCGGCGACCUGCACAACGCGUUCCUGCGACCUCAACUUGCCGGCAAUGGCAACCAGAACUCUCUGCAGCCUCAACCUCAGGGGCUCAUCGUAGAAACAGGCAAUGGUGCGACUGUGCUUCAGCUGCCAGCCACCACUCUGGAGCAGAUACGGCACAUCGCAGCUGAUCCCGGCGCUUCCACACUGCGCCUUCCACCACCCGCUACCGAGCCACCGGCAGGUGCACGCGAGCUUGACUUUGACCUGUGCUACGUUUGCAAGCACUGCAAAGUGGCCUUUCCAUCCCCCGUGCCACUGCAGGCUCACCAAGCACGCUCAUGUUACGCCGGCCGUGAAACAUCACGCGGUGUCAUCCGCGUAGUGCAGCCCGCGCUGGAGUGCCGCGCGUGUACUGGCGAGCGCUUCCGCACCGCGAUAGAGUUCCGUCGCCACGCUGAAACAGAAGCUCAUCUUCGCAACGCAGCUCCCCCGCCACCUGUACCAACGCAGCCUGAGCCACUUACUCACGAGAUGGAGGACGUCGUCAAUCAAAUCACGCUGCUAGCAGCCCGCGCUGCGCAGGAAUCAGCUACACCAAAGGACCCUAAUGCAAAUUUUUGUGCUCCAGGGCCGCGAUUUCCACCCCCCGGCGAGAUGCCGCUUGCCAGCGCUGGCCAUUAAUCCUACACACACGAAAUGUAUAGUUACUACUAUAGAGCCCCACGCUCUCUCCGUUGUCCGACAACGCAGCAGUUCACUAUUAGAUCUUAAUGCUUCUUUUCGUUAAUGAAUGUCGUCGCGGAAGUGGCACUUUCCUAGUUAUACAUUUAAAGCUUGUAGUCAUAUAAGUUAGGUUAAUGUGGAGCCGGCCGUUGUUGUCCCGUUUUUAUAAUGUACUCUCGUAGUGGUGGCCGUGAGGCGCUCGUGUUCCUGUCGGCCGGCUCCGGCCGCGCGCCGCGCACUGGGAGGCGGCGGCGGCAGCGCCGCGCGGCCGCGCGCGCGCCCGCACUUCAUAUCAUACGUUAGACAGGUUUUAUUAUAUACGUUUAUCGUUGCGGCGCGCGACGACGCGGCCGUGCUGGCGCCUCUCACUCUUGAACAUCAACUCCCAGGAAAGCAAGUUCCUAUCUUUAUGCAUAUAAUAUUAUCGAUAUUGAUAAUUACGAUUUAAUUGUUUAAAGCUAUGUAAUACAUACAUAUAAUCGUUCUAAUUUUAGGCAUAGAUACGUUCUCGUAAGAAGUUCCUGACGCAUCGUAAAUGUAUGAAGAUAUAUAUAGUGAUAUACGUAUAUGAUUUUUUUAAACAUGAAGCGAAGUUAGGUACGUAUGUUAGGCAGUAGAGCGGUCGUCCUCUCUCGCGGUCUCCGGGCUCGGGAACUCCAUCUCCCGCCGUAGAGGCGCGCUCAUCUCAGCUUCCACUACAAUCAUAGCAUGUUACUCACAGUAUCGCACCGCUGCAAAGAGAAUAUCUUUCGACAAGGUGCUACGCCGUGUGUCUGUAGGCCAAAAUGCAUCCAUCGCGAUACGCGGUAGUACGACCGGCGGUACGUGGCAUGCAAGAGGGCGCGAGACUCGCACCCGCAACAGCGCAGCUCUUCGCCGCGCCCGCGGAGAUGCGACGAUACCGCGUAGGCUUAUUGGUAACAGUUAAUUAUAAUAUUAUUAUCGUAGCUAACUUUUCCAAAACGAACGAACUCGAAACUCGGGCUGCGCGUCAGCGCUCAGCCUACCUCGCAUACAAGUGAGUUUAUUUUGGAACUAAGUGUGAUUCUUGAAUUUUUAUUGAUAUUGUAAUGAUUAUUAGUAGUGGCGUAAGUGAGUCUAAGGGAUGGAGGUAUAUGCGGUGGCGGGCCGCGCGCCCCGAGCCUCGGGGCUCGUCCCCGCUCGCGUCUAUAUCCAUCGCUUUACUGUGUGCGUGAGUCCCUUAUAUUUUCGAUGGCACAGAUCACGUUAUUUAAAAAUAUUUUACAUAUUUACAUUUUAUCUAGCGGAGUUUUACUACAAUAUUUUAUCUACGAGUGGAUCCUACUACAACAUUGAGUUUGUUUUUUGGUAAAGUGCAAUGUUUUAUACCGCCGGCAGCCGGCGGUCCUUGUUAUCUGUAUGGGCACGCGCGCGGGGCGCCGCUCGAGCGCCGCGUCUCCGGAUCGCUUUACAACUCUCCCGAGGCGUCUGGGGUUACAGCAACGUUUUAUUGAUCAAAAUUUUAUUCGACACGCGAUAACACAGAAUAUUUUAGCAGAAUGCGUACUAGCACUGAGAUGAAUGUCAUUAAACGUUUGAUGGAUGGCGGAUUGAAAUACAUGUAUACGACAGAGGAGACGCGCAAGAUGCGAACGCACUCGAG